Molecule: messenger RNA, 1818 nt
Organism: Tricharina praecox
Lineage: Eukaryota; Fungi; Ascomycota; Pezizomycetes; Pezizales; Pyronemataceae
Exons: 2
Coding region: 121-1386 (421 amino acids)
Source: RefSeq, a predicted model, not a curated record
CCACAGUUCGCCCUUCUUGCGAUCGACGAGAAUGGUCACCUGGUAUUCAAGGAUUCUCUAGCUGAUCCCGAGCGCUUCACGAGACCGGUGCUACGACUUGAUGCCUGGCUGGGUGAGUGGAUGACGAUGGACUACUACACCGAUAUCGCACCGCCGCCGGCACCGCAGCUCAUGGUGGGCACCGCGAGGAACGAAUACAUGCGUGCCCCCGUGUCAAUCCCGCUGAACAUCACCAAGUCACCACAUCUGACGGCCGCUGAUAUUUCAUUGCCGACAUCGCUCACGGGCGGGUUCAUACCGCCAUCGCCGUCGUAUGCGGCUUCUUCCAGUGGACCGAUUCCGAGGGGAUACGUCUCGCAAGCGAAGGAGUACGUGGAAUUCGACUACGCCUGGGACUCGUCGAAAUUGGGACAGGGCGCGGAAUUGGGCGAGGAGUGGAGUGCGAUGCACAAACGGUUCCGCAACGGGUGGAAACGGAUGUUGACCUACUACCACAACGAGAAGCCGAGCGUGGCGACUUCCACCACCACUUCACAGCUGAAGAAGCGCGUCGCGAUAAAGGACAGAGAGCAGAGAACACACGGCAUGCAGUGUGGUAAUCCCACACCCCCACUCUCCGACUCCGACUCGGAGGAGAGCGAGGACGAUAUCGACACGGUUGUGAUUAUUGUCACCCAUGGUGCUGGCUGCAAUGCUCUACUGGGGGCGAUCACGGAUAAACCGGUCCUCAUUGAUAUCGGCAUCUGCUCGGUGACGAUGGGAGUCCUAUCCCCGACACCGCCCCCACCCCAACUUUCACUAAAAUCGGAUGAGGUGCCGCAUCCCCCCUUCACCUACGACCUGAAGCUCGCGGCAAACACGGAACAUCUGCGGCCUGUUGGCGGUAGCAACUCCUCGACACCGCCGAUAUCGCCGUUCCUGAAACCGAUAUCGCCGUUCCUCAAACCGCGAUCCCGCAAUCCUUCCGGCCUAGGUGCCUUCGUCCUCUCCAGCAGCGGAGUCUCCGCCGGCUCGAUGGGCUGUCUCAAGACCCAUCGCAGUGUGAGCCAAGGCACCGGAACGCGGCCGACUGGACUCUGGACCAUGCCGCGUCCCGAGGAUCGCGCGAGACCCAAGAGUCGUGGGUGGGUCGGAGAGGGUGUUGAAGAGGAAGCCGUGAUCGAUAGUCUCAAAGCUUUCACGGUCAAGGAGAAGGAGGCCGAGAUUGAGGCCCAAAUCGAGGCCGAGGCCCACGUUCCCGUCGAGCGGAGUGGUGCGACGCUAGACGGGGGCGCAGAGGUGCCCACUUCUGGUGGGCUCUGGGCCGCUAGGGAGUGGGAUCGACCGUGCAAGAGACGGUGGACCGUGGGUCGUGGAGAAGCGUGGAACGGUGGAGGGAACAACUAGGGGGACUGGUUUCGACAGCGAGCGGGGUGCCCUGAUUAUGGUGGACAAAAUGGCGUUGAUCUUUUCUCUUGUUUUUGUUUUUUGUUUUUUGCUUUUGCUUGGGCCUGUUUAUCACUCUCGACUCUCCAUUUUCGCAGCCAGUUUCUUUACUUUUCUUUCUUUCUUUUGCAAGCGGGGAUUUGGUUGGCUUCUAGUUGGGCUUCUAGUUUGGCGUUUUUUUCUUUGUUGUUUAUCGUACCUACCGUUUCGAUUCAUCUAUCAGUUUGAGGUUGCUGUUUUUCUUCUUUCGGAUAAAUAGCAGAGUACCUAGGCAUACCGUCAGGUGCCAAGUAGGAAGCAAUGGAAAUAUCUAGUUGUUGAAUUCUAAAUUCUAAUGCCGCUGGAGUCUGAGGGUUCGAGAUGGUGUUUCAUGAUUCAUUCAGCGACCUGUGC